Molecule: messenger RNA, 1984 nt
Organism: Rattus norvegicus (Norway rat)
Lineage: Eukaryota; Metazoa; Chordata; Mammalia; Rodentia; Muridae
Source: RefSeq, a predicted model, not a curated record
CGGGGGCGCAGCGGGCGAUGACGUAGAUGAGCGUGCCCUCUAUAUGAGGUUGGGAAGCGCCCGAGUCGGCCUUUUCCGCCCGCUCCCCCCUCCCCCCGAGCGCCGCUCCGGCUGCACCGCGCUCGCUCCGCGCUGUCAGGCUAGCGCCACUGUCCCCAGCCGUCACCAUGAUCAUCUACCGGGACCUCAUCAGCCAUGACGAGCUGUUCUCCGACAUCUACAAGAUCCGGGAGAUCGCGGACGGGCUGUGCCUGGAGGUGGAGGGCAAGAUGGUCAGUAGAACAGAGGGUGCCAUCGAUGAUUCACUCAUUGGUGGAAAUGCUUCCGCUGAAGGUCCGGAGGGCGAAGGUACCGAAAGCACAGUAGUCACCGGUGUUGACAUUGUCAUGAACCAUCACUUACAAGAAACCAGCUUCACAAAAGAGGCCUACAAAAAGUAUAUCAAAGACUACAUGAAAUCACUCAAGGGCAAACUUGAAGAACAGAAACCAGAAAGGGUAAAGCCUUUUAUGACUGGAGCUGCAGAGCAAAUUAAGCACAUCCUUGCUAAUUUCAAUAACUACCAGGUGAAUAAACCAAAGGGUUGUAUAACCUUAACUGUGGGAUCAGAAAACAUGGCUCUAGCUGUCCUGGAACACCCUGAGGCCCAGCUACCCCUGCUUUCUGAGGUUAAAGGCAUACAGCACCACAGUGGGCAAGGAGCUGGUAUUUAAAAUGGUAGACAUUGCUUUCUUUUCAUUCAGACUGGGUUAUCUGUAGACCAGGGGGGCCUUGAACCCAGAGGUUACCUGUCAAUGCAGCUUAGGUGCUGGGACUAAAAGUGCGUGCCAACAUAUGGUAGCAUGUGUUACUUUUGAGUACCAAAGAUUUUUCUUUCCAAAUGUUGGCUAGGGUUAUUCUGGAUCUCCUUUUUAUGUUUGUGUGUAUGUGACAGUCUAAUUGUAGGUUUUCUUCUUAAGUUUUUUAUUGGUGAAAACAUGAAUCCAGAUGGCAUGGUUGCUCUACUGGACUACCGUGAAGAUGGUGUGACUCCAUUCAUGAUUUUCUUUAAGGAUGGCUUAGAGAUGGAAAAAUGUGUAAGUAUCUGUUAAAUUAGAAAAGAUAGGAGUGUGGUGAUUCUUUGCCAUCUGCAGGUAGUAGGCCUUGUAGAUUGUGAGAUUUGGGCUCUUUAUCCUGUGGGAUCUGACAAGGUUAGUGCCUUGAACAUGAAAAGGUUCUGGAGAUAGACGGGCUUGCUUGUGUAGAGUGCUUAGGGUCGUGUGAGUUUGACACUAGCCUGGUAUAAACUCAUGCAGAAUGAGUGAAAUGGGGCUAGUGUCUCUGCCCCACCGUAGUUCAAGUCCAUUUCAACAGGAUGUUUCUUUUUAGUGUUUACUAACUUCAAUAAGAAGGAAUACAACAGUGUCUGUUAUAUAAGGGACUGGUAGAGUCAGGGUAAAACAAAAGUUCCUCGUCCUGGAUUUUGGAGGCUUGUUUUGCAAGCCAAGUAGGUGAGCUUAGAACGGACUAGAGAGUGGGUGGGCACCAGGACAGUGGGGUGGAGCAAAGUAUAGAGUCAGCAGACUCCGUGAGGGGUGUUCUGCAUCCACUGAUAGACCUCGAACAGUUUAUGGUUGUUCUUCUGGUUUGCACUAGGAUGCAAAAGGAAACUCUCCCUUCGCUUCCUGCCUGCCUUUGUGGCAGUCCAGAUUGAAUUGGGGAGUACAUCUCUACACUAAGAAAGUGACAACACUGAGGCUGAGGGUAGUUAUUAAUGCCAUCUCUUUGUUUUCCAGUAACAAAUUGGAUCUAUCGCCUGUCACCAUAAUUGGCUGCUGCUUACCAUCCAUACAACACCAGGACUUAGGACAAAUGGGACUGAUAUCAUCUUGAGCUUUUAUUUUGACCGUGAUUUAUUUGGAGUGGAGGCAUUGUUUUUUUUUUUUUUUAAAGAAAAAAAAACAUGUCAUGUGGGUUGUCUAAAAAUAAAGUGCAUUUAAAUUCA